Messenger RNA from Lodderomyces margitis, 1863 nucleotides. RefSeq names its product Fe-S cluster-binding ribosome biosynthesis protein (gene RLI1). Lineage: Eukaryota; Fungi; Ascomycota; Pichiomycetes; Serinales; Debaryomycetaceae. Gene Ontology annotation, biological process: translational termination; ribosomal subunit export from nucleus; translational initiation. Bases 1 to 1863 code for a protein of 620 amino acids. The record is from RefSeq and is a predicted model, not a curated record. Gene Ontology annotation, molecular function: iron ion binding; ATP binding; ribosomal small subunit binding. The transcript has a single exon.
AUGAGUUCCAAGGGUAAAGGCAAGAACAACAAGGGAGAUACAAGCUCAAAGAACGAGAGAAUUGCCAUUAUAUCCACCGACAGGUGUAAGCCAAAAAAAUGUAAACAAGAGUGCAGAAAGAGUUGUCCUGUGGUCAAGACUGGAAAGUUGUGUAUCGAAGUUACACCUGCAUCCAAGAUUGCAUUCAUAUCCGAAACGUUGUGUAUUGGGUGUGGUAUUUGUGUGAAAAAGUGUCCUUUUGACGCAAUUACAAUCAUCAACUUGCCAACCAAUUUGGAUGCUGAAACGACUCAUAGGUAUUCUGCAAAUUCAUUCAAGUUGCAUAGGUUACCUACACCUAGGCCGGGUCAAGUCUUGGGUUUGGUGGGUACUAAUGGUAUCGGUAAAUCCACAGCCUUGAAGAUUUUGGCCGGUAAACAAAAGCCUAACUUGGGAAGAUAUGAUGAUCCACCAGACUGGGAAGAAAUAUUGAGAAAUUUUAGAGGGUCCGAAUUGCAAAACUACUUUACUAAAAUUUUGGAGGAUAACAUCAAAGCCAUUAUCAAGCCGCAAUAUGUGGACAACAUCCCUCGUGCAUUAGCCAAAUCAAAGGUUAAAGCAGUUGGUGCGAUUUUAGAAUCAAAGAAUGAAAGACCUGAAGCAUUCGAUUAUGUGUUGAAAGUAUUGGAGUUGAAGCAUGUUUUGGAAAGAGACGUUGAAAAUUUAUCAGGUGGUGAGCUACAAAGAUUUGCUUUGGGUAUCACUUGCGUCCAGGAUGCUAAUGUAUAUAUGUUUGACGAACCAUCGUCUUACUUGGAUGUCAAGCAAAGAUUAAGAGCAGCCGAAAUUAUAAGAUCACUUUUAUCUGCCACGACAUACAUCAUUUGUGUCGAGCACGAUUUAUCGGUUUUAGAUUACUUGUCGGAUUUCAUCUGUAUUCUUUAUGGAGCACCAUCUGUAUAUGGUGUUGUCACGUUACCAUCAUCUGUGAGGGAAGGUAUAAAUAUCUUUUUAGAUGGUCAUAUACCCACCGAGAACAUGAGAUUCAGAACCGAAUCCUUGCAAUUCAGAUUAGCAGAUGCCGCCGAUGAUUUAAUCUUGGACAAAACAAACUCGUUAGAAUACCCAAGUAUGACCAAGACACAAGGUGAUUUCAAGUUGGAGGUAGAGGCAGGAGAUUUCACCAAUUCUGAAAUCUUGGUCAUGAUGGGAGAAAAUGGUACUGGUAAAACUACCUUCUGUAAGUUGUUAGCAGGUGCUAUUGCUCCAGACGGAGGAAAAGAAAUUCCAAAACUAAAUGUUUCAAUGAAACCACAAAAGAUUGCACCAAAAUUCACAGGAACGGUGAGACAAUUGUUUUUCAAAAAAAUUAGGGCGUCUUUCUUACAUCCGCAGUUUCAAACUGAUGUCGUUAAGCCAUUGAAAAUUGAGGAUAUCAUUGACCAAGAGGUGCAGACUUUGUCUGGUGGUGAGUUGCAAAGAGUAGCAAUAGUGUUGGCAUUAGGUAUACCGGCAGACCUUUAUUUGAUUGACGAACCUUCAGCAUAUUUAGAUUCAGAACAGCGUAUUAUUUGUUCCAAAGUCAUUAGAAGAUUCAUCUUGCACGCCAAAAAGACUGCCUUCAUUGUUGAGCACGAUUUCAUCAUGGCCACAUAUUUAGCUGAUAGAGUCAUUGUCUUUGACGGACAGCCUUCGAGGCACGCAUUUGCAAGAAGCCCAGAAUCGUUGUUGACGGGUUGUAACAAAUUCUUGAAAAACUUGAACGUUACUUUCAGAAGAGAUCCAAAUUCCUACAGGCCAAGAAUCAACAAGUUGGACUCGCAAAUGGAUAAGGAGCAAAAAUUGUCAGGUAAUUACUUCUUUUUGGAGAAUACAGAGUUGUAA